CGACGGGUGAGUGGAACGUAUAAAUUGUGCAUCUUCGGUGACGAUUGUCCUUUUUGUCAUAACUGGCGUCCAGUAGAAUCGUGCCUAUCUUGUAAUUGAUUUGAUUAUAUUCUAAUAAAAUGGAUCCUAUGUCUUAUAAUUUUAAUAUGGAAGAUCAAAAACUUUUUACGACUGCCACCGAUACUACGGCUACGACAACAACAGAAAGUUUCAUUACGACUGGCUCGGAUAAUAAGAAUUUGAGUGCCGAGCAGGGUGGUAUGUUCUCUGCAUCCAUACCACCGUUCCAGAGAAGUGGGGGUACUGAACUCCUCGGCAUGCUGGGUCAGCAGGAACCACGCGCCGCAGAUCCUGCUCCCAGUGCGGCAGAUAUGGACGAUAUUCUAAUGAACAUUCGAAUGAACGGCUCCGAUAUGCUAUUUGACGAAGUAGAUCAAAAUCAAAACUAUUACCUAGGCGGUAACCGACCGGAGUCGGUGGCAUCUUCGAACAUUUGGAACGAUAAUACGUCUGUGUCUGGCGCUAGAAAUGGCGAAAUGAUGGACACUUUCGAUUUCCUUAUCAAAAGUCUCUCAUCAGCAAACAACUACGUGUCCAUGCUGACUCGCGAGCAAUUGUCUGUGCUGCGUUCGAUCCGGCCGAGUCUGCUGUACGAGUUCCUGCAGGAGGUGGCUAAGGUGCGCAGCGACAGGCGUAUGCGCCGGGCCCUGCCCAACGAAUGCGCUUUCUGCAAAAACAACGGUGAAAAUGAGGAGUGCUAUUCGUCGCACGCGCUGAAGGACUGGCGCGGACGCGUCCUGUGUCCAGUGCUGCGCGCCUUCCGCUGUCCUCGCUGCGGCGCGACCGGCGACCGCGCACACACCAUCAAGUACUGCCCGGAGAACGCUGACACUGCUUCGGAGCGUUCCGGCAGUCUCUCUGCUCGUCGCCGCGUGCCGCCAUCGGCUUCCUUAGUCCUGGGAGGAUCGACCACAAGGACCAACUACGGGCCGCUGACCCCCACCGCGCCGGCACCCUCGCCCGUCCCCACUUCCACAUCCUUCUCCUCCUCAUUUUGGACCAGCUUCAGCAUGAAUUAAAACGACUUACGCUGUUCGUAUUUGAUUGAUUCAAAAUUUGUUGAAAUGCUUUAAUUGAUUAACUUUCAUUAUCUUCUUCGGUCACAUUUGCAGAUUGCCGCUGGUACUCGCAGACAGUAGUUACCACCAUAACCACACCGUCGUGGUAGCUGGCAAUAAUUCUACUGCAUGUAAAAUUCUUGUUGCCUUAAUUACUUCUAUAUAACUUGUUAUAAUUUUGUACUAGAGUUAGACUACUUACGACCAAUUA
This is a messenger RNA of Manduca sexta (tobacco hornworm), 1329 nucleotides long. RefSeq lists its product as uncharacterized. The transcript is spliced from 7 exons. The coding region runs from base 120 to 1079 and encodes 319 amino acids. Gene Ontology annotation, cellular component: perinuclear region of cytoplasm. Gene Ontology annotation, molecular function: mRNA binding; zinc ion binding. NCBI's taxonomy places the organism in Eukaryota, Metazoa, Arthropoda, Insecta, Lepidoptera, Sphingidae. Gene Ontology annotation, biological process: negative regulation of translation; oogenesis. The record is from RefSeq and is a predicted model, not a curated record.